Messenger RNA from Aphanomyces astaci, 570 nucleotides. RefSeq lists its product as hypothetical. Bases 1 to 501 code for a protein of 166 amino acids. The transcript is spliced from 2 exons. Lineage: Eukaryota; Oomycota; Saprolegniomycetes; Saprolegniales; Verrucalvaceae. The record is from RefSeq and is a predicted model, not a curated record.
AUGAAGUCGAUCGACGACAGCCAGUGGAACCCCGUGGUGCUGGGCUGCAUGCGUGUGUGUCGGGACCUGCUGGAGCACCGCAACGUACCCCAGGCAUUUGGCAUGGUCGGGUUCAAUGCCCCGGGUGGUACUCCCGGUGAUCCCUCCACCUCCUCCCCAACGGCCUCGACUCCCUCGACAAGUCGGUGGAUGCGUCCGCUAGAAACGCUGCCAGACCGUCCUCGGCACCAUCAUACGCACGCCUCCCGCUCGACGUGUACUCGCACGACACUGUGCUUGAGAUACAGCGCGGAGGCUCGACACCGCGCCGCGGUCGACCAAGGGCCGGUGCGUGACGUUGGCGGACGCGGGGUUCCGCGAGGAGACACGGUGCUGGUGGUGACACGACCCAACGUCCCCCUCGCGCCGAGCUCCGACCAGCGGUCUGCGGUCGACGUGUUGAUGCAGCACAUUCGAGAGCAUGAUACCAAGGAGGCGUUGUGCUGCUUCAAGUUGGAUUAAAUUUCACAUGAGUUGUUGUUGUAAAGUAUUCUUCAACGAUGAUAUCUUGAGAUAAAAAAUCAUGUUCAC